AUGUCGAACAGGCUUACGUUCAUAAAUCUAUCCAGCUCUGGAGGAGUCAAUCUCGGUAAGGAUGAGGACACCAAAUCUCGAGUGCGGUCUCAGGUAAUGAAGAACUUGAGGAGGAAACAGAGACUCGAGGACAAGCUGAAGUUCGAAGAAGCACAAGCCGCCUCAGGCAGUACAUCCUUGUCGCGAAAGUCAUCACCCAGCGCCUCAGAAGAUAAAGGAUGGGCCCAAGCCAGCCUUUUUCAUGAGCACCUGGGUCCAGGCGGCCAGGCGGUGUCAGCUUCGUCAUCGCGAGUUAUCGACGCUCCUCUUACUGUGACACAUGCACGACGGCCGUUGUCGAGCGAGUCUCCGAUUAUGCGGCAGUACCAGCUCACCGACAGGGCUUCUCGGUCACGCGAUCGGUCAUCAUACCAACAGCAAUGCAGUACAAGGGCAAUGAUCUCAAAUCUGCCUGCUUCCUUACAUGGAUGGCAAGCCGGUGGGGAGACCACGUCGUCAACGGAACCCGAGCAGUUCCAUAAGCUUCUCUAUACAGUGGAGUCUUAUGUUCGGUUCCUGUCUGAACCAUUGAUACUUACGUUUCCCGUGGACUACAAGGGUCCGGGGGGCACUUCCAAGCUAAAGGCCUGCUUUGAAGAGAAUGCCUCAAAUGAGUUGGUGCUCUUUACCACACAUCUCGUCCACCUGGGUCACACCACCGCCAUCAAAUUCCUUGAAGAGAACGUUCCUAUCUGUGUCUCCGCCAAAGCUAAAGCUCUCAAUCACUUGCAGCAAUCUUUACGGGAAACGGUUCUGGACCCUGAUCCCUCAUUGAUCGGAGCUGUCCUUUUAGUUCUCUCCUUUGAGAUGAUCAGAGGAAGCAACGCGAUCCCUGUUCACUACGCUGGUUUGUUGAGACUUCUCGAUCUACAGAGCAAGAGUGUAGAGGUGUCCUGGCACGCUGCGGCUCACGCCUUAUUACCUGCCUUGAUUGCAUGUGAUCUUAUACUUGCGGCAACUUCGCCCGACCGAACCCCUGGAAUCGUGAAGCUAGAACUACCCCUGUUGUAUCCUUUGAGUGCCGAGGCAGGAGCUGGAUUCUAUCGAAGCUCGCCGCUGAUGCUUGUCGAAAGCUUCGAUCACCUACGUUGUCUUUACCGCGGUGUUCCCUCGGCCUUUGUUGAUGUUCUAAGCCAGGCUUUUCAAUCAACUCAGACUCAUCUAUCAGCUCCCGGGAUACGUCAAUCUGCGAAGCACACUCAACGUGAGGACGGGUUGUCGAGAUCUGCCACAGUGACGGACACUGUGCCUUACCAUCCACGACCCUCUGCAUGUUCCGGUGUCUUGUUUCCAACCAGUGUCCACCAAGCAGUGCUUCUAGCGGCAACAAUCCACUUUCGUGCAACUAGGCUAGGGAUUCCCUUCGAGAGUCCCACGAACCAAGGUGAUGCUAGGCAGUUGGGCCAACUGUUGAAUGAGAAUCCUCUGUCAGCUUGGCGUGGGAUUCCCUACAUCUAUCUGUGGAUAUUGCUUACGGGGGCAGCCGCUGCACAAUUCCAUCCAGAAAGGCAAUACAUGAUGGCAGAACUGGUUAGGUUCGGCUUCAGUGUAGCACUGGAGCACGUGGACGACUUCAAACGUGAGUUGACAGCCAUGACCGAUGCACAUGGCAUCUUCCUUUUCUCGAAGUGGUUGACUCACGGGAUAUCUCCAGAGAUCCUUACGAACUUCAUUUGGUUGAGACAAGGUCUGCCGUCUGUGUAG
Capronia coronata CBS 617.96 is the source of this 1743-nucleotide messenger RNA. RefSeq lists its product as uncharacterized. The record is from RefSeq and is a predicted model, not a curated record. Lineage: Eukaryota; Fungi; Ascomycota; Eurotiomycetes; Chaetothyriales; Herpotrichiellaceae. Bases 1 to 1743 code for a protein of 580 amino acids. The transcript has 6 exons.